AUGACCAAGAAAGCACUUUCCACGAAGAAAAUCAGUACCAAGGAAGAAGCUUUGAAGCUCUUAAAUCAUUAUGACCAUUUCCUCUUUGAUUGCGACGGCGUGAUCUGGCUUGGGCCGGACAUUAUCCCCGGGGCAGCCGAGCUCAUUGAGCAUUUGACCAAAAUGAACAAAUCGUACGCUUUUGUUACCAACAACUCUUCUGUUUCCAGAGAGAAUUACAUGAAAAAGUUUGAGAAGCUUGGAAUUUCAAACGUAGCGAAGAACUUGAUCUUCCCCUCGUGCUAUGCUGCUGCUCUCAUUCUCAAAAGAGACUUGAAAAUUCCCGAGGGUUCCAAAGUAUGGGUGCUUGGUGACGAGGGAAUCGAAACGGAGCUCAAGGAGGCAGGAUAUGUGCCUGUAGGAGGUAACGAUCCAGCCUUGGACGACGCGUGGCUGCCAGAUCAUCCUUUGCUUCAAGUGGACGAGGACGUGAAGGCAGUGGUUGUGGGAUCCACGAAGAAGUUCAACUACAUGCGUGUAUCUACAACGUUGCAGUACCUCUUGCACAAGAACCGGUCUAUUCCGUUCAUCGGCACAAACAUCGAUAGAACGUACCCUGGGCCCAACGGCACCACGUUGCCUGCUGGAGGGUCGGUUGUCUUUUAUAUGAAGUUCACCGCUGAUAGAGACUUCAUUGAUGUUGGCAAGCCCAGCUUGAGACUCCUUGAUUCAAUCCUCAAGAACUGUCUGUUUGACCGCUGCAAAACUUUGAUGGUGGGAGACACUUUGUACACGGAUGUAAAAUUUGGCAAUGACGGAAAACUUGGUGGAGAAGCCGGCUCUUCGUUGCUCGUGCUCAGUGGAGGCACAUCUCAGGAGGAGGUUGACCAGUUGGAUGGAGAAGACCCCUCGACGGUGCCGCUGUACUACAUUGAGUCUGUGGGACAUCUUGUGGACCUUCUCAGAGGCUAG
Candidozyma auris is the source of this 951-nucleotide messenger RNA. RefSeq lists its product as uncharacterized. Gene Ontology annotation, molecular function: phosphoglycolate phosphatase activity; alkaline phosphatase activity. NCBI's taxonomy places the organism in Eukaryota, Fungi, Ascomycota, Pichiomycetes, Serinales, Metschnikowiaceae. Bases 1 to 951 code for a protein of 316 amino acids. The record is from RefSeq and is a predicted model, not a curated record. The transcript has a single exon.